CAUUACCACUCACUCUCAAUUCCCAAACACUCUCGCCAAAAUCUGAAAUAUUGUCGUCGCCAACAUCUCCUUCCCUGCGUUCUUGGUGUGAGCGGGGCAACAACAGUUUUAGUUUUCCAGUUGCAAUCUGAAAAAAGAUGGCGAUGGCAAGUGGAAUGAGGACCCCAACGGUAAAGCGAUUCUAGUGAGUCCCGUCAGGGGACAUAAAACCCUAAUAAAGGGAACCAGGGGGUAUGUUGAUUACCUCCUGAUCAUGUCAUGAGGGAUGCUCCAACACUUAG
Linum tenue is the source of this 281-nucleotide messenger RNA. The record is from the annotation of a GenBank genome assembly. Lineage: Eukaryota; Viridiplantae; Streptophyta; Magnoliopsida; Malpighiales; Linaceae.